UCAGCAUUGUUCAUAACGAAAUCGUACGUUGACUCGGACGAGUCGUUGGAUUGGUGUUCGAUCAGUGGAUGGCGUGAUCAAAUCAAUCGCCUUAAAAUCAAAUUUCGAAGCGCAUAGCAAAGGUGAAUGAUAAAAUUAAAAAAAUACACAUCAAAUUUAUGUUUAAACAAAUAGUGUAGAGCAGCAGUAAAACGGAGCGCCGCCAACUGCAAAGCUGACUUCCAUGCGCCGGUCGAAGCAAGUUUAAAUCGAAAAACCAAACAAAAAAUCAGUGUCGAAUCGGGUCGAGUGCGUGCGCGCCUGCAUACCCCAGACGUGCAGACGUGGUCAAGUGCGUCGAGUGCAGCGGCGAAUAGGCGGUCGGUCGGUCCGUCAGUCGAUCAGACAACACCAGUCGGGCAUUUAGUUACACCGAUUUUGAUUCAAUCUAUACACCCAGAUAGGCAUUGUAAAGCGGAACGAACGGAUCGCACAAUAAUAAUUAUAAAAUUCUGAAAUUUGCAUACUCGCUUAACUUCUAAAGACAAAAAAUUACAACAACUGCCAAGCUAAGAAGUGAUACAUCUACAUACCUACUUAUAAAUUAGAAAAUUAUGAAUUUUAGUUUUAUAAUGUCAUCGGCGUUUGUCUGCUGUGCAGCAUGUAGAAGAUGAUCGAAGCCUUUGCUAAUAAUUUAAGUAGUUAUUUGGGUCGACAUCUAUUCUAUUGGGCAGUGUCCCAACCGGAAGUGAACGGUCUCAACCUGCGUCUCACCGAAUUAAUUAACAAAUUCCACGGCCCACUUGAACGUGGCGUUCAGGUGUUGGACCAUCUGCUAACACUCGAAGAGGAGGAUUUCAAUGGCCAUUGGGGCAGCGCAUACACGCACAACUAUGAGCCGGAAUAUGCGAGCAGUGAUGGCAAUCAGGAGGUACUACAGCCGGCAAGCCAUCGUGAAGAACUGCCAACAGCAGCCAGAGUGUUAGCAGCGACGAGUGGAAAUAGUGGAACUAACAACAACACAAACAACAAUCGAAUCUCCUCUUCAAAUUCAAAUAUGGAAACGCUAAACAAUGGCAAUAGUCUAUCGCCGCCAUACAACAAUUCCUCAAAUUGUCACCAUCAACAGCAACAACGCAGCGCCAUGGUUGCAUUAGGUGCUGCUUCCUCAGCAGGUGGUGGCGGCAGCAGCGGCGGCGGCGGCAGUGGAUCUACUAGCGGUACUAGCAGCAUUGCAACUGGCAGCGGUGAGCAUAAUAUACAAAUAACGCAGCCAAUCAGCGCACCGUCGUCGCCACUUGCAUCGCCGGGUGCUAUUAGCACUUCAGCGCUCUUCUGUUUGCCAUCGAGUUCAUCGAAUGCUAUAACUGGCGGUAGCAGUAGCAGCGGUGGUAGUGGCAGUGGUUCAUAUGUUUGUACAGCUGGAGCGGCCAAUCAGUCAAACAAUUCAGCUACAAAUGCAGUUGAUACGGCCGAUCCCAACUGGCAGGCCACCAAGGCGACGGUACUCGAGCGCAACGCUGCUAUGUUUAAUAAUGAAUUGAUGUCGGAUGUAAAAUUUGCUGUGGGAGGAGAAUUUGCGGAUUGCGUGCAAAUUAUACCGGCGCAUAAGUAUAUCCUGGCCACGGGCAGUUCGGUGUUCUACGCUAUGUUUUAUGGUGGACUGGCCGAGAACAAACAGGAAAUUAAAGUGCCUGACGUCGAGCCAUCAGCGUUUUUAACGCUGCUAAGAUACCUAUAUUGUGAUGAGAUUCAAUUGGAACCUGAUAACAUUUUAGCUACGUUGUAUGCGGCCAAAAAGUAUAUUGUGCCACAUUUGGCACGCGCUUGCGUCAAUUAUUUAGAGGUCAAAUUGACAGCAAAAAACGCCUGUCUACUUCUCAGUCAAUCGCGUCUUUUCGAAGAGCCCGAGUUGAUGCAGCGUUGCUGGGAAGUAAUCGAUGCACAAGCCGAAAUGGCGAUUAAAUCGGAAGAUUUUGUUGACAUCGACCUGAAGACAUUCGAGUCGAUAUUGUCGCGCGAGACGCUCAACUGCAAGGAGAUCCAUCUCUUUGAAGCAGCUCUCAAUUGGGCUCUGAAUGCUUGCCAGAAAAUGGGAAUUGAUGCGAAUUCACAGAAUAAGCGCAGCAUGUUGGGUCAAGCAUUGCAUUUAAUACGUAUGCCAACCAUGACGUUGGAGGAGUUUGCAAAUGGCGUCGCCCAAACGGGCAUACUCACAUCACAAGAGACUAUUGAUAUAUUUUUGCAUUUUACCGCACAAUCCAAACCGCAUUUAAGUUUUUCAACACGCCCGCGUGCCGGUCUCAAAACACAAGUCUGUCAUCGUUUUCAGUCAUGCGCUUAUCGCUCGAACCAAUGGCGUUAUCGCGGACGCUGUGACUCAAUACAGUUCUCGGUAGAUCGUAGAAUUUUCAUUGUCGGUUUCGGUCUGUAUGGUUCCUCGACUGGUGCUGCUAAUUAUAAAGUAAAAAUCGAACUGAAACGUCUCGGACGCACGCUCGCUGAAAAUGAAACAAAAUUUUUCUCUGAUGGCUCAAGCAAUACAUUCCAUGUGUUCUUCGAAAAUCCCAUACAGAUUGAGCCGGAAUGCUACUACACCGCCUCGGUAAUACUGGAUGGCAAUGAGUUGAGCUUUUUCGGCCAAGAGGGCAUGUCCGAAGUGUGCAUGGGCAAUGUAACAUUCCAGUUCCAAUGCUCAUCAGAGAGUACAAACGGCACCGGCGUACAGGGUGGCCAAAUACCUGAACUGAUAUUUUACGGGCCCACAAUUGUGACGGCCUUGAAUUCACCCACUAAUUCGCUGUGCCCCACGCCAAUCGGAGCUGGUAGCAGCGGCGGCGACACGGGCGGUAGUGGCGCAUCGGUUGGCGGCGGCUUACACGUAAAUUGUGAUGACUUGUUAGGCAGCGGUGGUAGUGAUGGGGGUGGCGCCUUGAGUGCAUGAGAUAUGGCAGAGUAUUGCAAAGGCGAUGAAUUGGAGCUAUUUUGAAGGCGAAAACGAGGAGAACAAAUAAUGGCAACCUAUGGUUUUUCAAUGUGAAAUUUAGUGUAAAACUGAGAUGAAUAAAUAGUGUAAAGCAAGAAGUGAGCGAAUAGACAACCAAAUACAAUUAAAUACAGGCAUUAUUUACAAAAAUACUUGAAACAAAAAAAAAGCAAUGCCGAAAUUUUAUUCAGCGCGUAGGGCAAUGUGAAUAUCAAAACAUUGCAGUUAAAGAUGAAACGAAAAAAUUACAUAAACUGAUUAACAUUUACAAAAUAACGCAUUAAAGUGUCUAAGAAAAGUGUAAGCAAAGAAAAAUAAGGCAAUCAAAUUUGGUAAAAACAAAUUCUAAAAGCAUAAAAGAAACACUAAGCAAAAUAUAUAACUGAAAUAUGUAUUGCAUACGAUUUUGAAAGACUUGUAGAAUGUAGUAUUUUGGAUGAGACGUAAACGUAAACAAUAACCUGGCAAACAAAAUGUAAACAAAAAAGCAAUUGCAUAUUACAUACCUAGUGGCAGUCAUGCAUUUGACAUAAACGAAGAAAGAAACAUUUUACUACAAAGUUACUUAUUUAUCUAGUAUUUAUGAAAUCAUAAACUACGCAGAGCCAAGUUAUGAGUAGGGCGCAAUAAUAUUUAAAAUUUGCAUACAUAUUGACACACUAAUACACAUAUACAACCAUAUAAAUGCUUAAAGGGCAAAAUAACACUUUUUCCAAUAGUUUUUUCAUAUACCCGAAAGGAAAGAAGAAGAAGAAAAAAGUAAAAUUAAAAAAAAAAAACAAUUUAUGCUUAUCUAAAAUAUCAUCUAUUCAUACAUUGGAAACUAGAAUGCAAAAAUAUAUGCACAGUUUUUGACGAAAGGGCAUUAAUGUAGUAAAAUUAGUUGAGUUCGCAAGCAGUUAAAGAGUUUCAUGAGUAAACCAAAUACAAUUAUAACUUAUAGUCGAGCAAAUAAUUAGCGCACUCUCUUAGAAUUUUAGCGUUUGUCUCACGUGUAUUUGAAGCGUACAUGCAUACAUAUAAUCAAUACUGGAAAAGUUAAGAUUUUUAAUCUAUGUACAACUGCAUUGUCAUCAUUUAAGGACUUGCAUUUAUUUUGAAAUUUUCACUGCUCAUUUGUUUUUUUUUUGUUUUUGUUUUGCUUCUCUUUGGUUGUAUGGUGUUGUUGCGUUUCAGUCUUAAGAUGGAAAUGGAAAUGGAAAGGCCAGCAAGCAGUUAAUGCAACACUCAAUCAAUGCACAAAUACUAUAAUAUAAAUGAUUUUUGCUUAAGUCAAAAGCAAUUUUGUACUUUUUGCGCUUUUAUUUGAUCUAAUAUGCUUUUUUGUACGAAAAGGAAGGAUAAUCCUUUUUUUAGUUUCGGUAGCUGCUAUGUAGUAAGUUCUUUUUAAUCUCAUUUAAUCUGUCAAAAAUUAUGAAUAAAGAUAUUAGAGAUUUUUUAAUUACUUUUAA
Messenger RNA from Anastrepha obliqua, 4416 nucleotides. RefSeq names its product BTB/POZ domain-containing protein 6-B (gene lute). NCBI's taxonomy places the organism in Eukaryota, Metazoa, Arthropoda, Insecta, Diptera, Tephritidae. Bases 650 to 2923 code for a protein of 757 amino acids. The record is from RefSeq and is a predicted model, not a curated record. Gene Ontology annotation, cellular component: cytosol. Gene Ontology annotation, molecular function: protein binding. The transcript is spliced from 7 exons. Gene Ontology annotation, biological process: neurogenesis.